Molecule: messenger RNA, 4383 nt
Organism: Tauraco erythrolophus (red-crested turaco)
Lineage: Eukaryota; Metazoa; Chordata; Aves; Musophagiformes; Musophagidae
Source: RefSeq, a predicted model, not a curated record
GUAUCGUUUUAUGGUGAUAGCUUUGUGGAGUUGAAGACGGAAGAAACAUCCUCUCAGACAUCCUUACAGUUGCGGUUUCGAACAAGCAAGUCACAUGGACUGCUUUUUCUUGCAGCUGGGAAGACGGAUUAUUGUUUAAUGGAGAUAUCCUCAGGGAAUUUAAGGUUGAGAAUUAAUUUUGGCGCGGGGGAGCGAGCACUGCAUUCUCAGCAAAGAUCUCAGCUGAAUGAUUUAGCUUGGCACCUGGUUGAACUACAUCAUGAACGUGAUAAUGUCACAUUGGUAGUUGAUAAACAUGAUAGAACUAGUGCAAAAAUGCCUGGAAUUCUCUAUGAAUUAAAUAUUGAUUAUGGAUUCUAUGUAGGUGGUACUAGUAAACUUGACGUUCCCUACCUUGUUGGAGCACUGCCCAAUUUCCGAGGAUGUAUUGAUGAUGUGUUGUUCAAUCAGCUGGACAUUCUGAUGCCUCUGAGACCUUCUCCUGGCUUCAAAAAUGUCCAUGACAUUUCAGUGGGAUGCAGUGAUGAAUUCUUUGCAGGUGAAGAUGAACCCGUUAGUUUCUUCAGUUCCAGAUCCUAUGUUUCUUUCCCAUCAUGGAAUGUUGAUGAUGAGGGAGUCUUGGAGUGUACCUUGCAAACCUCAGCUGCACGUGGCUUGCUGCUUUAUCAUCCUGGGCAAGCAGGAGAUUUUGUUGCAAUGGAAAUGGAAGAUGGAUUCAUUAAAGCCUAUGUUGGAAAACAUAAAAGUAGAUCCCAGCUUUCCUCUCGUAAGUCUGUCAAUGAUAGUCAUUGGCACUACAUUGAACUGAAAUUUACUGCAGAAUAUUUGCAGCUGACACUGGAUGAAGAAACUGUGAAAAAAUCGUUGCCUCCCCACAGCAAGCUGCCGCUUCUGCAGGGGUCUCUCUUUGUAGGUGGUGUAGAUGACAGUGCACGAUCAGAAGUGAUUAAGUUAGAGCUAGCUUCAGUGUCUGGGAAGUAUGCCAGAGGAGGGUCCUUCAAAGGUUGCUUAAGAGAUCUGAAAGCCAAUUCAGAAAAAAAAUCACUGAAGAAUGUUCUGGUAACAAAGGACAUUUCAGCUGGAUGUGAAACACAGAGCGCUUUUAAUACAAAUCUUUCUUUAGAGAUGGCGGCAAAGAACCCUACUGUGAAAGCAGCCCCAACAUUUGCCAUUUCCCCUGAAAGCUCUGUCUCUGUGGGCAAGGAAGACAAAAGCCACAUUUUAGUUCUAAGUAACUUGAUUGUGCUAGAGGGCGAACAAGCUUCACUUGGAUCUAAACAUAUUAAAGUCAACUUAGACUUCCAGAAAUUAGGGAUUCAUCAAUCACAAGUUCUUUUUGAAAUAAAAGAACCACCGUCUCAUGGAGACUUGAAACUAGAUGUUGAACCGGCACAGGAGGUAAAUACAUUCACUAUGCAGGACGUGUGGCAAGGGAAGAUUCUUUAUGUCCACGAUGGCUCUGAGGACACUUACGAUUAUUUUAAUUUCUCCAUUUCUGCCAGCAGUGAGAAUAGUAUGCCUUCGUAUUUGCAAGGAAAUGAGCAGCAUGUGUUUAGCAUUACUGUCACUCCAGUAAAUGAUGCGCCUGAGAUCACACUUCCUGAGGGAAACUUGCUUCUUCUGUUAGAGAACUCAAAGAAACGUUUGACUAGUGAUCUGAUAAAAGUUCUAGAUGAGGAUACGGAUCCUGUGGAUCUCAGUCUUUCAGUGCUUGGAAAUAUGAAUGCAGAUGCAGGAUUUUUAGAAAAUUCAAAGCAUCCUGGAAAAGCUAUUACUACUUUUUCUAUCGAAGACUUAAGAGAAGGCACUAUUUUCUUUGUCCACACAGGUGUCAAGAACUCAAGGAUUGUUCUGAGGGCGAGUGAUGGUGAGAAAGUGAGCAACACUGUUGUGUUACGUGUCAUGGCAGUUCCUUUGGAUUACAGAGUUGUCAACAACUCAGGAAUAAAACUACUCCAAGGUGUUACAGCUCUGAUUACGCCCAGGCAUCUGGCAGUUGAAACAAAUGCCAACCUCCAGGAGGUGGAGAUACGGUAUGAGAUCACGGAGCCACCCCGCUUCGGAGAAGUCCAAAGGCAGCAUUCAAGGGGGGAAUGGAAGCGAGUCAACUCUUUUUCUCAACGCUCUGUUCAGCGCAGCCGUGUGAGAUACUGUAGCACCUUUAAAGAAAUUCAACUGGAAAAUGUUACCGACCAAUUUAAAUUCAGAGUCAGCAUAGGAAACAGAAUCAGUGAAGAGCACGUGUUUCCGAUCAAAGUGAAAUGGUUAAGGUACAGUUUAUUGAAACAUGUUCCUCUAGAAAUUGAAAAAUCAAAGAAGAAAUACUUGAAUUCAGAUAAUCUAUUUGCUGUGAUUGUGGAUCUAGAAAUACCUGAAGAUGAGCUUCAUUUUAAAUUGCUGUCUCUACCGAAGAAUGGACAAAUAUUGCUUAAUGACCAGCCUUUGAAAAAAGAUUCAGUCUUUAGCCAGAAAGAUAUUGCUGAUCAAAAGGUGGCAUAUGAAUUAAUCAGCAAAUACCAUGAAGACAACCAUGAUUCAUUUAGAUUCCUCAUUUUUACAACGUAUCUGGAAUCCAAUUUAUAUGACUUUGAAGUCUACAUCAAAUCAGAUGUCAGAAACAUUUUUUUGACGAACAAUGGCCUAACUGUUACUGAAGGUGAAGGAGAGUUAAUAACAAGCACAAAAUUGUUUGUGCAAACACCAGACAAUAAAACUUUCCAAUAUAGAGUUACACAGUUUCCUAAACAUGGGAAGUUAAAACUCAUUAAUUUUUCAGGCUCAUUCGAGAGUAAUGACAAUCUCACCACUUUCACUAACAAAGAUAUAACUGAUAAGCGCCUUAUGUAUGUGCAUGACGAUUCCGAGACAGCAUUUGAUGAAUUUCUUGUCAGAGCUUCCAGUGAAGAGUCAGGAAAGUCAGCAAGCUUUGAUCCAGAAGUAGAACCUUUGUCAGCAGAAAUUAGAUUCAACAUUUCUGUGCAGCUGAAGAAUGAUGAGAAACCGGUACGUGUAAUUGAUAAGAUAUUUAACAUAGUGAGAAAUGGGCAGCGAUUAUUAACUUUAGCAGAUCUUUGCUAUCAUGAUCCUGAUUCUGAUUUCGAUGAUGGACAGUUGCUAUACACUAGACGAGGCAUUUCCAAUGGGGACUUGGUGCUAACAAACGAUACUUUGCGCAGACUCUACCAAUUCAAACAAGCAGACCUGGAGCAAGAACAGGUCCUGUUUAUACACCAUGGUGCAGAUUUUGGGCGUUUUGUGCUCUUUGUGACAGAUGGCAAACAUUAUACCUCUUCACUUCUAGAAGUUAGUGCCACUGAUCCAUAUGUUAGGUUGGCAAAUAAUACAGGCAUGUUGGUUCAAAAAGGAGAAGAGAAAACACUUACAACAGCUAACCUAAGUGCUGUUACAAACCAAGACAUCAGAAAUGAUAAUGAGAUUACGUAUGAGAUAUUCUCUUUUCCGAAAUAUGGAAGAAUAUAUGUAAAUAAUCUAUUGACGGAUUCCUUUACUCAACUUGAUCUGAUAAACGGGUUUGUGACCUACAAGCAUGAUGACAGCAACAACCUUAUUGACACAUUUAACUUUACAGUCCAUGCUAGAGAUGUCCAUCUGGAUGGUGAAGUGCAGGUUCGCAUAUAUUUGGAAAGUCAUCAGUGGCCACCAAGGAUUGUAAACAAAAACAGUCUCUUAGUUGAAGAAGGAAAACCAGUUAAAAUCAGUAAAGGAAAACUGCAAGUCGUUCAUGAAAACAGUUCUCCAUCUGAGAUCGUGUUCACAGUAAGACAGCUUCCAGUACAUGGAUACAUUCGGAAGUUUUCCUUGGAAGAAAGUUAUCUUGGUACUGACCAAAGACCAGUUUUGAGCUUCACACAGCAAGAUGUUGAUGAGGGCAAAGUUCAGUAUGUGCAAACAGUUUCUGAUCAACUAGAUGACCGUUUUUCUCUGGAUGUGACCAACGGUGUCCGAACAGUGAGUGGAAUAGAGAUGUCUAUAGACAUCAUCCCCAGAAUGAUUCCCUUGGAAGUACAGAACUUCACAGUAAUUGAAGGAGGCUCAAAAGCCCUGGUGGAAGACUAUCUAAACAUUUCUAGUAGACACUUUGCAGGACUCAGCUGUGAAUUUAUUUUAAUUGAGCAGCCAAAACAUGGGUAUAUUGAAAACUCUCGUGUUCCUGGAAUAAAGUUAAGCACAUUUACCAGAAAACAGGUGGAAGAAGAAUUAAUCUACUAUGUUCAUGAUGAUAGCGAGAAACUGAUGGACAAUUUUACUGUGAUAGUAAAUAACACAGAAUUGUGGAAACAAAGCUUGCCCCAAACUGUAUUUGUAACAGUUACUGCACUAAAUGAUGAAGCUCCUGUUAUAAAAGUUAACAGAAUUCUUCAG